Messenger RNA from Sphenostylis stenocarpa, 372 nucleotides. The record is from the annotation of a GenBank genome assembly. NCBI's taxonomy places the organism in Eukaryota, Viridiplantae, Streptophyta, Magnoliopsida, Fabales, Fabaceae.
AUGUUCAUGUUGAAGUUUAGAAUUGAGAUAUUGAAGUGUGAAGAAGGAAGGAAGAAAAAAGGUGGCAUAGCUGAGAAUGCAUAUAUCAUCAUUAAUGGAUUGAUUGAUGUUCCAAGAAUACGUAAAGGAAUCAGAAAAGGUGAAGAAGAUAGAGAAUUAUAUACAAAGAAAAAUAUUAGAGACCAAAAUUUCCCACCGAAAACGAUGACCAAACAGUUCAAGGUAGAGGUUGUUUUCGAUUUCACAGAAGGCAGAACUGGAGGUGUUACUUUGGUUAAUGAACGACGAAUUCCUCUUUCUCUAGAUGACAAUCUUGAAUCCUUUCCUUACAUGAAGGUUGAUAAGACUCUCCUGAGAGAAAAAGGUGCAUGA